This is a messenger RNA of Scleropages formosus (Asian bonytongue), 4752 nucleotides long. RefSeq names its product low density lipoprotein receptor-related protein 8, apolipoprotein e receptor (gene lrp8). Gene Ontology annotation, biological process: receptor-mediated endocytosis. Gene Ontology annotation, molecular function: calcium ion binding; hormone binding; protein binding. The coding region runs from base 94 to 3045 and encodes 983 amino acids. Gene Ontology annotation, cellular component: apical plasma membrane; signaling receptor complex; plasma membrane. The transcript is spliced from 18 exons. NCBI's taxonomy places the organism in Eukaryota, Metazoa, Chordata, Actinopteri, Osteoglossiformes, Osteoglossidae. The record is from RefSeq and is a predicted model, not a curated record.
UCACAGGCACCGGAGGACAGGGGGAGCGCGCACCGGGCAUUGUCUGUUGCUUUUUUUCCCCCCCGCUUGGCGACGGCUCACCUGCUCGGAGAGAUGUGGACUGACGUGGGGAAGAUGCUUCUGUUUCAUUUGUUACUGAUAGAGCUUCAUGCGACACAAGUGACCAAGACGGAUUGCGAGGAAGGUCAGUUUCAGUGCAGAAACCAGCGGUGUAUUCCUGUCAUCUGGAGGUGUGACGAUGACGACGACUGCUCUGACAACAGCGACGAGGACAACUGUCCAAAAAAGACCUGUGCCGCCACGGACUUCACAUGCAAGAAUGGACAAUGUGUCCCUGAGCGAUGGCGCUGUGACGGGGAGCCAGAGUGUCCGGAUGGCUCGGAUGAGGCAGAGGCUACCUGCAGUCGACAGAUGUGCCCACCCGAGAAGUUUGAUUGCGGGGGCUCCAGCAAUAAGUGUGUCUCGUUGUCAUGGCGAUGUGACGGUGAGAGGGACUGUGAGAAUGGCGCCGAUGAAGAGGAGUGUGCUGCAGACGGCAAGGCCUGUCCUUCCAAUGAGUACCAGUGCCCCAACCGGAGGUGCGUGGCACCUGAGUUCCUGUGCAAUGGUCAAGAUGACUGCGGAGAUGGCAGCGACGAGGACGAAUGCUCAGUGCCUACGUGUGGUCCACAUGAGUUCCGCUGCAACAAUUCAGAGUGUGUGCCACGCCCGUGGAGCUGCGAUGGUGACCCUGACUGCAGUGACAAGUCAGACGAGUCUGUGGAGCGCUGUGGACGGCGUACCGAGCCACAGCGACCCAUCUGUUCCAACAAUGAGUUCCAGUGCGCCAAUGGGGAUUGCGUCCACCUGAGCUGGAGGUGCGAUGGAGACGCUGACUGCAAGGACAAGUCAGAUGAGGCUGGCUGCCCACUGCUGACAUGCCGCCCAGACCAGUUCCAGUGUGGCGACGGCUCCUGUAUCCACGGCACCAAGCAGUGCAACCGAAUGCAUGACUGCCCAGACUACAGCGAUGAGGCGGGAUGUAUUAAUGUUAAUGCCACCAAGUGUGAAGGGCCCCUGAAGUUCAUGUGCAGGAACGGCGAGUGCAUCGAUAGCAUUCGCGUUUGUGACUCCCACAAGGACUGCAAGGACUGGUCUGAUGAGCCUAUGAAAGAGUGCGGCUUGAACGAGUGCGCCGACAACAACGGUGGCUGUUCCCACAUAUGUACCGACCACCGCAUCGGCUACGAGUGCGAGUGCCCCCCAGGGUACAAGUUGCUGGACAAGAAGACCUGUGGGGACAUAGACGAAUGUGAGAAUCCCGAAAUCUGCAGCCAAAUCUGCAUCAACUACAAAGGCGAUUACAAGUGUGAAUGCUUUGAGGGCUACGAGAUGGACCCAGUAACCAAGAUCUGCAAAGCAGUGGGGAAAAGCCCCUACCUGAUGUUUACCAAUCGGCAUGAGAUUCGACGCAUAGAUCUGAUCAAGAGAGACUACACCCAAGUGGUACCCACCCUGAAGAAUGCAGUGGCCCUGGAUGUAGAUGUAGCCACCAAUAAGAUGUAUUGGUGUGACCUCUUCCACCGCAAAAUCUAUAGUGCAUACAUCAACAAGGCCAGCGACUCUUCCCAGCAAGUAACCCUGAUAGACUCCGCCCUGCACUCCCCUGAAGGCCUGGCAGUUGACUGGAUCCAUAAGAACCUGUACUGGACCGAUUCGGGGGACAAAACCAUCUCCGUGGCCACGGGUGAUGGCAAGAAGAGAAGAGUUUUGAUCGACACAGAACUAAGCGAGCCACGGGCUAUUGCUGUAGACCCAAGGCAGGGGUUCAUGUACUGGUCUGACUGGGGAGCCCAGGCUAAGAUUGAGAAAGCAGGGAUGAAUGGUGUAGACCGCCAGGUCUUGGUUUCAGAAAGCAUAGAGUGGCCCAACGGAAUCACUUUGGACUUUGCCAGCCGUAGGCUUUAUUGGGUAGACUCGAAGCUUCAUCUCAUCUCCAGCAUUGACCUGAAUGGAGCCAACAGGAAGGUGCUUCUCUCCUCCUCAGAGCAGCUUGGCCACCCCUUUGCCCUGACGGUGUUUGAGGAUAGGGUUUACUGGACUGACUUGGACAAUGAAGCCAUCUACAGUGCCAAUAGACUCACAGGCCAUGAUGUGGCCAUCCUGGUGGAGCAUCUCAACAGCCCAUUGGACGUGGUGGUGUUCCACGAGUUGCGACAACCCAGCGCCCCGGACAGCUGUAACAUGGGGGGCUUACCUAAUGGGGGCUGUGAAUACCUUUGUCUGAAAGCCCCCCAGAUUACAGACCACUCCCCCAAGUACACCUGCGCCUGCCCCAAUGGGAUGGAGUUGGGCCGAGAUAUGCGAAAAUGUGUUGCAGCUACACCGCCUGUAAAACCGAAAAUGACAAUGGCACCGACAACUACCUCCACCACUCCCACAUCUACCACUACUACAACAAGCACAACUACCACCACAGAAACAACAACAUUACAUUUUACUACUACUACCACAACCACUACACAGAACACCACUGUCCCAAACACCUCUCCUGCCACUGCUCUGCCCACUUCCACUGCUUUCUCCAGCCAGGGGCCCCCCACUGGGGCCUCUGCUGCUGACAGCUCUGUGCUUAGCCCCUUGCCCACUAUGCAGCCAGAAAGCAUUCUGAGGGAGAACAGAAACCUGUCGCACCGCUCUGGAAGUGAACCCUAUCUCUUUGGAAGCAAUGUAACCGUAGCUGUGCUGGGCAUCAUCAUCCCCAUAGUUCCUAUCAUUGCUACAGUUGUUGUGGGCCUGCUCUGCACGGGUGGAUACCUCAUCUGGCGCAACUGGCGGAGGAAGAACACCAAGAGCAUGAACUUUGACAACCCUGUGUACCGCAAAACCCCCGAAGAAGGGGACGAUGAGAUCCACAUUGGGAGAACGGAGCAGAUUGGCCACGUGUACCCUGCAGUGAGUGGCAGCGCCCGCCAGCCCUUCAUAGCCCUGCCUCUUGGGGGUGGGAUCCCGGACUCAGGGUCUCACUGGUAUUCGGGACAACCAAUGCUUUGCAGCACAAAGUGAAACUGAAGAGGGUGCUGGGGGAAUGGGAGCAGGUGUUGGCCAGAGGAUGGCAAGGUUUUCUAAAGCCAUGCAGUGUUAAGGCCAAGGUUCACAGCACCAUACAUAUGUGUUCACACUGAGAUCCUACCUUCCACACAAAAACAUCACAUUCUUUUCUCUCUCAUUUCCUGUCUGUAACAGUUUAUCACCUCUUUAGACUCCUGUAUAGAAAGGAGUACAACGGCCCCAGGCUCCUGAUGACGGGCCUAAGGAUAUAUUUAAUUGUGUAAUUUUUUUUCUCUAUUCUGUUCUUGUUUGAAGGCUUUGAAAUCAUUGUGAUUCGUAUUUUCUUAUUUCAUGUCAGAAUGAAUUAGGACCAUUUCUGUGAUAAAAACUGAAUAUGACAAGCACCUUAGAUAAUAGACAAUCUGUAAUGUGUCAAUGUAUUUUUUUUAUUUAUGGUAAAUAGGCAUUAUGCUAGGGAUGUUUUUGCAUGUUCAUUACUUUUUGAUUGAACAAGCAUAAUAAGCAUAGUUGAAGACAUAUUGGAAAGGGAAACAUUUAAAUUAGGUGGCUCGACAUUUCCCGCCACUGCUGUUGACCAGGGUUGCAGGGUCAAGAAAGGAAAGCCAAUAGUCUUGUGAUGUUCUGAGCACCACAGAUGAAAAUUAGAUGAACAGCUCAUACUCAUAUGUAUGUCUGCAGUAUCUGAGCCUAGUAGGCAGAGAACUUGCACAAAUUCCCCUUUUGGUUCUGGUAAAAUGAUCAGAAGGCUAAGUAUCUGUACUCAUGUGCUGAAACCCAAACAUGGCAUGAUAAAUACUUCAGUUUUAGACGUCAGCAAAUUGAGGCAUAAUUUGUUUAUUGCACCAGAUCACAACCUUUUUGGUAGGCAUUUGACAAGGCUGUGUAGUCUCCAAAAUGGGUCUCCUUUGGCUUCUUCACUCUUCCUGUUUGUCGCCCUGCCGUGUCCUUGGCCUCCAUGUUAACAGGCUUUUGUCUGCUUUCUGCAGCGCGUGGCGCUCCGUCUCGACGAUGACGGAUUCCCCUGAGGAGUAUGUUGUGUUCCUGGCCCUGUCCUCCCUCCUCAAUGACUGCCGUCUCCUGGGGAGACGAGAGCUGGCUGCACAUGAGUGCCCAAGAGGCGGGGGCGUAUACUUGCAAACCGUUGGGAGGGGCAUGUCUCUUUUCUGUCCUUAAGUUAUACCUUUCAGUCCCUCUCCUUUCCUUAUGAAGUUAUUUAUUUAUUUAACGUAGAGAACUACUGCUGCUACGAUUACUAGUACUAGUACUACUUGAUCUGUUUACCACCACCACCACUGUUGUGACUCGCACUUUGUUUCCAGUAGUGGAACAAGCAGCUCAAUGAUAACUAACCUCAUUACUCAUGAGUCCACAUAUAUAUGCAGUUGUAAUUGGGUUUGAUCAUAAUGAUGGUGGCAAUUGUGUGAUUACCUAGUCUGGUUAAUGCCGCAGCCAUUGGUGGGGGAUCUCUCUGUGAGCAAGCAGGGAGUUCGAUAAGUUCGAAGGGAAGUAAUACAAGUACUUGCAGACUGGUUUUCUAGGUAAUCAUCCAGGAAGAUGUUAGAAAGUAUGUAAACGAUAACUGAAGGUCAUUUUGGAGGUCAUAAAGGCCUGGAUGUAUUGCAUACUUGAGGCUGAUAUUAGCAUUUAUACUACCAUAUCUACAUGAUGUUGAGCAGUUCAACCACAACACACUGACGUAUA